AUGCCACUUAGAGUCAAAUCUUUUAGGGAAAAUCAAAAAGUUCUUUCUAUAGCUUCUGCAUUUUCAGGGGGAUUGUUCUUGUCUGUGGGACUUAUUCAUAUCCUUCCCGAAGCAGCAGAAAAUUUUGAUAAUUAUCUUAACUAAACUUAACAUUUUCCUUUUUAAAUGCUAAUUACUGUGGCUAGUUUUUCUUUUCUUCUAUUGUUAGAUAGAGUUAUUGGAGGAUAAUUUCAUGGAAUCCAUCAUCACAAUGAAGAAGAUAAUGAGCAUGAUGAGGUAUAAGAGAAAAAACAUCAUAACGGAAACGAAUAUUAUCACAAUAAUAGCUGUAACGAUGAUAGUACUAUAAGUCAUGCCAUUUAUCAUGAUUAUAAUAAUAUUUAAAAUGUUGUUAAAUAUAGCUAAAAAUAAUAUGCUAGAGUUGAAAAUUAGGAUUGUUAAAAUAAAAUUAAAAAUGAUUAAAUUUAAAAUUAAUUUUCAAUAAAUGGAAUAGAAGAAGAUUAAAAUUUUUAGGAAAUUGAAAAUCAAAAGGCAAUUAAAAAAGUAAUUGAAGACACUGAAAACAAGGAGCAUCAUUUAAUAAAUUCAUCAAAGACUAAUUACAGCCUACAAAAUUCAAUUUCUGGUUGUUAAUAAAAGAGAUAUUCUCACUGCUAAGAUGAUUUAUUUUCAAAAGAUAUACACUUAUUAGAGAACAGCAUAGUGAAAUUAGAAGUUAGUAAACAAGAUAGCCAAAUUUCAAACUAUUUUGCUCCUUUUGUUCUUUAAGUUGCUUUAGGCAUUCAUGCGUGUCUUGAAGGCUUAGCUAUAGGUGUUGAAUAAAAAUUUUCAAGGUGUUUAACUAUAGCUCUUGCUGUUUUAGCUCACAAAUGGGCCGAGGGUUUAGUUUUAGGUCUUGCUUUUAAAUAGUCCAACAUGAAGAUAAAAUAGGCUUCUAUUAUGAUAGCAAUAUAAGCUGCAAUGAACCCUAUAGGAAUAGCUUUAGGAUGGAUUCUCAGCGGAGCAGGUAACCUUGUUUGUGGUAUUCUAAUGAGUAUUAGUGCUGGUACUUUUAUUUAUAUAUCUACAUAAGAAGUUAUAGCUGAGGAAUUUAGUAAAAACAGAUAUCAAGUAACAAAAUAUUUGUUUUAUUUACUUGGUGUUGGCUUUAUAAGUUCUCUUUAUUUUAUUGAACAAGCUACAGAAGAUUGA
Molecule: messenger RNA, 1191 nt
Organism: Tetrahymena thermophila SB210
Lineage: Eukaryota; Ciliophora; Oligohymenophorea; Hymenostomatida; Tetrahymenidae
Product: metal cation transporter, ZIP family protein
Exons: 1
Biological process (GO): zinc ion transmembrane transport
Cellular component (GO): membrane
Molecular function (GO): zinc ion transmembrane transporter activity
Source: RefSeq, a predicted model, not a curated record